AUGAGCCCUGAUAUCGUACAUGAGGUCGCCCAGGCGUUGCAGACCAUCCAGCCAGUGCCCAUCACAAACGAGAACUUUGCGCGCUGGGGCCAGGUCGUCCGUCUCCCCGACGCCGACCCCAACGCUGUUCAAGUCAAUCAAGGCACGGCGCGAAAGUUUUCGCAUUUAGCAGAGUUCAUCAACCUCCGUCCCGCCUCAACAGACAGCGCAAACCCCAACCCAACGCUGGCCCCCGCCACCGCCAACAUUGCCAUCUUCAAAUGCUACAAGCCUGUCGCCACCCCAACCUUUGGCAUCAAACUUCUCGAGCGCCAUUCUUACUCGUCCCAGAUGUUCAUGCCCAUGGGCGGCGACGGCAACGGAUCAUUUAUCGUUGUGACGGCCGAGAAUGGUCCUGAUGACAAGCCAGUUCUGUCGACAUUGCAGGCUUUCCGGUGCAACAAUACGCUGGGCAUCAACUAUAAGCCCAAUGUGUGGCACCAUCCCAUGAUUGUGAUUGAAAAGCCUGUGCAGUUUAUGACGAUUACACACGAGAAUGGCGUCGCGCUGGAGGAUUGUGAGGAGUAUUGGUUUACGAAGGAGAGCGGGUCUGAGGGUGGCGUUGCUGCCUUGAUCCAGUUGACUCAAUAA
Molecule: messenger RNA, 630 nt
Organism: Linnemannia hyalina
Lineage: Eukaryota; Fungi; Mortierellomycota; Mortierellomycetes; Mortierellales; Mortierellaceae
Source: the annotation of a GenBank genome assembly